Messenger RNA from Maniola jurtina (meadow brown), 1061 nucleotides. It is a transcript of the gene bug, whose product is annotated as thioredoxin domain-containing protein 15. Gene Ontology annotation, cellular component: cilium. The coding region runs from base 150 to 1019 and encodes 289 amino acids. Gene Ontology annotation, biological process: cilium assembly. The transcript has 2 exons. Lineage: Eukaryota; Metazoa; Arthropoda; Insecta; Lepidoptera; Nymphalidae. The record is from RefSeq and is a predicted model, not a curated record.
UGUUAAAAAUGGUGUCUACGGUUUUGUCAGACUAAAAUGUCAAAAAUGUAUUGUUUUCGCAUUUCGCAAGUGGAGUUUUGAAUUUGUAAUUAAAUAAUUUGAUGUUCAAAGACGAAACGAACUUUCUUGUAUAACUAAAAACUCGUAAAAUGUACUUCCACAAUAGAAGCUAUGCUUCCUUUCUUGCCAUACUGCUUUUAUGCCUUCCUAUAGCCUCACAGUUUGACAUAGAUGAAGAAGCAGAUGCUUUAAAAGAAGACAAUGACUUCUCUACCGUCGACGAAUCUGAAUCUCUUCUCUCCAAUGUAGUAUCGGAUGUGAACAAAACACUAACCAAUCUAUAUAACCAAGUUACAUUCGCCAAUGUUACUGUGGAUACAAAUAAAACAAAUGCAAAUGAAACAAGAAAACUAGUUAAAUGUAAGGAGAUAAUCUAUGAAACUGAUACAGAUCCAUCAGUUGAAAUUAUUAAUGGUACGGCUCUUGCCAAGUUACUUCAAGUGAAACCGGACAUUCAAAGCCGUGAUGUUGAAGCUGAUUGUGUACUUGUCCUAUUUUUUGCAAGGCCUUGCCCGUUCAGUGCUCAUGCUGCACCACAUUUUAAUGCAUUAGCCAGAUCAUACCCCAAUAUUAAAAUGGUAGCACUGGAUGCUCUGAAAUACCACGGAAUAAAUGCCCAGUAUGGAAUAGUAGGUGUACCAACAUUAAAAAUGUUUCACAAUGGACGACCAGUCGGUAAAUUUAAUGGUACAGAGUACAAUAUCCAUUUAUUCAGCAAAUUUGUUCAUGUUAUAACAGGACAGAAUCCUCAAGUGUUACUAGUCACUUCAAAAGACUUUCAAGGACCAGUUUCAAGUGUUGUAGAAAAAGAAACUGAUUAUUUCCUCAUUCUGUCGUGGCUGUUCAUUAUAAUCUGUUCAAUUUAUUACUUCAUGGAAUCAAAAUGGUGGAAAAUGAUUGUGGAAAUGAUCCAGAAUAAUUGGAGGGAAUCUGAGGCACAACAUGAGCACAAUGAUUAAAUUAAAGCUUUAUUUGUGAUAUGUAAAUAUAUGAUUAAUUUA